Molecule: messenger RNA, 561 nt
Organism: Adineta steineri
Lineage: Eukaryota; Metazoa; Rotifera; Eurotatoria; Adinetida; Adinetidae
Source: the annotation of a GenBank genome assembly
AUGAUCCUUCUCUUAACAAUUCAUUCAUUGUUAUUUACCAUAUGUUAUAGUGUCCCGUUUGGUAAAGUUAAUAAAACUCGAUUUACUAGUAGAGAUCUAUUAAAUAGUGAAGCUAUUUGGCUUUCCAAUCAACUAACUCCAGAAAAAUGUUUAUGUACAAUUUUGUCUCAAUAUAAUAAUACUCUUCUUUUCAAUAGUUAUCAGAAUGGUUCAUGUCAAGUAUUCUUGUCAUUACCAUAUACAUAUACAAUGGAAUACAGAAACGAUUCCACAUUUAUUCUUCUUUCAUCAUUACCAUCAAGAGAUAUAGCACCUUGUUGUUCAAACUUACCAUGGCUUAUCAAACGUAUAACUAAUUCAUCAUUAUCAUCAAUCAGUCUUAAUACACCUAGUUAUUUAGUUAUUGAUGAUUAUGAUGAAUUAGUUAUACGUUUGAUAAGCCAUGGUAAGUUUGAACAACAAGGUGCUAUAUCUCUUGAUGGUAAUGAUGAAAGAAGAAUAAAUGUGGAAUCGUUUCUGUAUUCCAUUGUAUAUGUAUAUGGUAAUGACAAGAAUACUUGA